GCGUCCGAGGCAGGCUAGCGCUGACGUCCUCUUCCGUUCUGCUGGCAGCCGCAGGAGCGAAGAUGAAGCUGCUUCUGCUGCUUGCCUUUCUGGGGGUCUUCUCUUCCAUCCACUGUGAGGAAGGGGCCAGGCUUCUGGCCUCCAAGGCUCUGCUGAACAGAUACGCAGUGGAGGGCCGAGAUCUCACUCUGCAGUACAACAUCUACAAUGUUGGUUCCAGCGCUGCCUUAGAAGUUGAAUUGUCGGACGAUUCCUUCCCUCCUGGAGAUUUUGGCAUCGUCUCCGGGAUGCUCAACGUGAAGUGGGACAGAAUCGCACCGUAUCCUUUAUCAAAGGGCCUUGAUCUGAUUGAUGGAAUUGUCGGCUUCACCAGUGCCCCAGGGCAAGGGGGGAUCCUGGCCCAGCGAGAAUUCGACAGGAGGUUUUCGCCACACUUCCUGGACUGGGCAGCCUUUGGCGUCAUGACGCUGCCCUCCAUCGGCAUCCCGUUGCUGCUGUGGUACUCGAGUAAGCGGAAGUACGACACCCCCAAGACCAAGAAGAAUUGAGGGCCCUUCGGACCGGACACUGUCCUUAUCCAGGGAGAUUGCCAGAAGCCGGAGAAGGAAGGGGCAGCUCAGCUCAUGGAGGGUCCUUCUUUGCCAAUUGAGAACUUUUCCCGGUUUGAAAAGGGGUGGGGGGUGGGGAAAGGCUGUUUUUCCUCUAAGACAGCUCCCCACCCGUGUCUUCUCCUUUUGAGACCCGCUUUCCUCGAUCAAAAAGGAUUAGGCAAGGAAGACGCUCUCGUCCCUGGGAGAGGAAACAUCGGACCAAUAAAAAGAUCACAAGCCGGAA
Protobothrops mucrosquamatus (brown spotted pit viper) is the source of this 834-nucleotide messenger RNA. Its product is annotated as translocon-associated protein subunit beta. NCBI's taxonomy places the organism in Eukaryota, Metazoa, Chordata, Lepidosauria, Squamata, Viperidae. Gene Ontology annotation, cellular component: endoplasmic reticulum. The transcript is spliced from 5 exons. Bases 63 to 548 code for a protein of 161 amino acids. The record is from RefSeq and is a predicted model, not a curated record.